CGCCAUUAGUAGUUUCAACUCUAAUGGCGUAUCAGAAGGUGGUGCGUCAUUAGUAUAUACUAAUGGCACACCGCUUGUCUGGUGCGCCAUUAGUGUCAAUCCCAUCUAUAGCCCUUUUUCUAGUAGGGCCUCAUCCUCAGGUCCACUCAAGCCUGUUGCUGAUCUUCCAUCAUCCUGCAGCCCUGCAUCUCAUCAUCCUCUUCAGUUUAUAACUGAUGUUGGUUUGGCUGCCUCUCAUGCUGAAAGCAAGGUUUCACCUUGCCGACAGGCUGAUGGUUCUCCAAGUGCUGAAGUAAUGGGGCCAGAGGUUAGCCUUCCAGAGGAUAUCAUUUGGAAGAUACAUGCCCUUAUGCCUAUUCAAGAUGCCGCUCGUGUUGCCUGCUUGUCUCAUGAUUUUCUUCACUCUUGGAGAUGCUAUCCCAAGCUCAUAUUUGAUAUGAGAGCACUAGGCACACAAACAAGGGAUUUUAUCAACAUAGUUGACCACAUCAUGCGGAAUCACCCUGGCGUUGGGGUGAAGACAUUUAAAUUGCAAACUCGUGAUGAGUUCACUGUGCAUCCAAGUUAUCUUGAUCGCUGGCUGCAAGUUGCAAUUACACCUGGGAUCACAGAAUUUAUGCUAGGGCUCCCCAUAAAUAGCAAGCUGAAAUAUAACUUUCCUGGUUCACUUCUAUCUCCUGAGGCAGCACACUCAAUCCAGUAUUUUCACAUCACUAGCUGUGCUUUUCAUUCUGUAGGCAAAGUUGGUCGCUUGAGUGGUUUGAAGACUCUUUGUCUGCAUGAUGUUGGUAUUACUGGGGAGGAGUUAUAUCUACUUCUGUCCAAUUCCUUCUUGUUAGAGCAUUUGGAUCUCGAGUCCUGCUACGAUAUACAUUGCUUAAAGAUACCACAUUUUUUGUCGAAGCUUAACAUCCUGUAAGUGCAAUGUUGCAAAAUGUUACAGAUGAUUGAAUGCAGUGCUCCAAACCUCUCCACCUUCAAUUAUGAUGGUCCCCUGAUACAUAUCUCGCUUGGAAGUUCAUUGCAAGUGAAGAAAAUGCAAAUGACAUGUGCCAUUAUGCCUAACCUGCUCCAUUAUGCUAGCGCCAAGCUUUCAUCCAUUGCACCAAAUGUCCAAACUCUUUUUUUACACUCACUUUAUGAGACAGUCAAUACACCUAUGGUGCUGGGUAAAUUUCUGCACCUCAAGUAUUUGGAGAUAAAACUUUUCAUGCCAACUCGUUCUCCAGGUUACGACUUCUGUUCUUUGGUUUCUUUUCUUGAUGCUUCUCCCACCUUGAGGACUUUCGUCUUGUGU
Messenger RNA from Triticum urartu, 1297 nucleotides. The record is from RefSeq and is a predicted model, not a curated record. Lineage: Eukaryota; Viridiplantae; Streptophyta; Magnoliopsida; Poales; Poaceae.